Molecule: messenger RNA, 1556 nt
Organism: Symbiodinium pilosum
Lineage: Eukaryota; Dinophyceae; Suessiales; Symbiodiniaceae
Source: the annotation of a GenBank genome assembly
GUUUGAGCUGAGGGUCUGCGAUCGCGCCUCACUGGAUGCCAUGGGCAACGAUGCAGAUCGAGUAGAAUUUCGCUAUCGCGACUCCAACAACAGGAUCGAUGUGAAGUGCGCCAGGACCUCAGCGCUGCUGCCACUGGCGCUCGCCAUGGAUGCCUGGUCGUCGGCAGCGCAGGAGGCAGGGAUCGCCAUUGCAGAUCAGCCGUCGGGCAGCUCAGCGGUGGCGCUACGUCAGCGCAACAAGAUUGAGAUGGAACAACGAGCUUUUGGCGCGAUCGCGUCCACGGAGGCGGUCGCCAGUGACUCGGAUGAGUCAGCCUAUGGACACGUGAAGGAUGCCACCCGGGAUGCCGCCAAAGAUGAUCGCACCUUCGCUCGCUCGACGGCAAAGCUCACCCCGGCGCUGUUCGCGGAGAUGACGGGUGGGCCUGGCUAUGCAGCUCGAGGGGCGAGAUCUCAGCCAUCUACAGUCGUGGUCUCCGAGAUCGAUGCGGCAGAGCCGGAAGGGGCAGCGGCGGUCGCCAGCAUGUACUCAGUGAAGCGGCUGAUCAGCAGGACCUUCAGCCCCCAUCGGGCGAUUGUGGGAUCCAGGCUCGCGAACCUCCAGUUCGUCCUGGCGAUCGAGGUGGAUACGGCGAGCCAGUUCGCGGCAAAGGUCUUCGAAUGGACGGCGGGAUCGGCGCCGGAGGUCCACGAUCAGCUGACUUCCAGAACACAGAUGCUCGAGCAGUACUGGACCUUCGUCAAAGCAGCCGAGGUGGUCUUCAACGAGUCGCUCGGCUACCAGAUGGGCUUCGCUCGAUGCGCGAAAAUUCCGAGGCAGCGGACGGAGAAGUCGAUCGCAGAGUUCCAGCGCGGCAUGGCGAUCAGAGCGCUCGCCGGCCCGGUCUGGGCGCCAAAGGCAAAGUCGAGAUCUUCGUUGUCGCCGGCGAGUUCGUCAACUACACCGCUGCUCGACCAGGAGCUCGCAGAGAAGCAGAAGUGGGCAGCCAGGUUGCAGGCGAUUGCCGACCGAGCCGGCUCCCACGCAACAACCAGCCCGGCGGCGGAGAUCCUCUCGAAUGAAGAGCGAUCGCGGCUACAGCUCCUGGUGCUCACCUCGGGAGCCCCGGCUACUAUGUCGAACUACAUCCGGAAGUUCGAGAAGCUGGAGCUGUGGGCUGCGAAGAGCUCCUUCCCUCUCUAUCCUUUUUCUGAUGAUAAGUUCCUUAAGUACUGUCUCUUUCUGGAUUCGAAGGAAUGCGGCCCGACGGUGAUCCCGUCAUUAAGGACCGCAGUCAGAUGGGUGGCGUUCAGGAUCAACUUGGAGAUCCCGUCGCUCGACACCGCGGAGGUCAUGGCGCUGGAGAAAUCCGUGUUCGACAAGCGAGGCAAGCCGCUCAAAGAAGCGAUCCCCUUUCCGAUACCGGUGGUGGCUGCCAUGGAAAAGUUCGUGAUGCGCGACGAGUUCAACGAGGCCGAGAUCUUUGUUUGGUGGAUCCUUUGCAUGAUCUUCGCGUCUCUGCGGUUCGACGACGCGAUCCACGUCAAGCCGCACGAGAUCGAGCUCAAGGAAGAGG